UACGGCCAUUCUCAUUGUACUUGUAGUGAGAAAUUAAAGCGUUUAUUUAGAUCUUUGAAGACCAAGUUUGUUGCUAUUUUAUGUUUGCCAUUAUAUGUUCGAGAAAAGUAUUUUUUUUAUGAUUAUGUGCAUUGCAGUUACCAAACUUUCAUAUGGUUAUGUCUUAAUAAGCAUAUAGUUUAUAAAUUGAUACUAUUAUUAUUGUGUGAAGUAAUUCAUGAAGUUUUGACAAUGAGUAAGGUACUGUUAUGUUUUUAUACACAAUAAGGCGUAUACUAACAUUUGGAAGGAUUAUUUAACUAAACUUACAGUUUUAUUUUAUCUCUAAAUAUGGGUUCUUUGUUUAGAAGUGAAGAAAUGGCUCUCUGCCAGUUAUUUAUCCAAAGUGAAUCAGCAUAUGCAUGCGUUUCAGAAUUGGGUGAACUUGGUUUAGUUCAGUUUCGUGAUUUGAAUCCGGAAAUGAAUGCUUUUCAGAGGAAAUUUGUUAAUGAAGUCCGUCGUUGUGAUGAGAUGGAGAGAAAGUUAAGGUACAUGGAGAAAGAAAUUAAGAAGAAUAAUAUAUUAAUUUUGGAUACUAAAGAAAAUCCAAAAGCUCCACAGCCCAAAGAAAUGAUCAAUUUAGAGGCAAUGUUUGAAAAAUUAGAAAAUGAGUUGCGAGAAGUAAACCAAAAUGCAGAAACAUUGAAACGAAACUUUUUGGAGCUUACAGAACUUAAAUAUAUUCUUCGGAAGACACAAAUAUUUUUUGAGGAAGCAGGACUAGGCAUAAAGCCACAAACAUAUGUACCACUAUUUCCAGAUCCAGGAACGGGUGAUGACCAGCAGUUACUUAUGGGGGAAGAGGGAAUGAGGCCUGGAGGUCAGCACCAUAAACUUGGCUUCGUAACAGGUGUAGUACAUCGUGAACGGGUUCCUGCUUUUGAGCGUAUGUUAUGGCGUGCUUGUCGGGGUAAUGUGUAUCUGCGAAUGACGGAAAUUGAAUGCUUUCUUGAAGAUCCCACAACCGGCAACCUAAUUCCUAAAGUGGUAUUUAUAAUUUUCUUCCAAGGAGAGCAGCUGAAAAUACGUGUCAAAAAGAUUUGUGAGGGGUUUCGAGCUACUGUAUACCCUUGUCCUGAUACCCCAGCAGACCGAAGAGAUAUGGCUAUAGGUGUCAUGACAAGAAUAGAAGACCUGAAAAUCGUAUUAGGACAAACACAGGACCAUCGUCUUAGAGUGUUAACGGCAGCAGCUAAACACAUUAGGAAUUGGUUUAUUAAAGUUGGUAAGAUCAAAGCUAUAUAUCAUACCCUUAAUUCAUUUAAUUUAGAUGUAACCCAAAAGUGCCUGAUAGCUGAGUUUUGGGAACCAUUAUCAGAUGAGAAUACCAUACAACAAGCUUUGCGCAGAGGAUCAGAACAAAGUGGCAGUUCAAUCCCUCCGAUUCUUAACCGAAUGGACACAUUUGAGGAACCACCAACAUACAAUCGGACAAAUAAAUUCACUGCUGCUUUUCAAGCUUUAAUAGAUGCUUAUGGAGUUGCAAAUUAUCGGGAAGUAAAUCCUGCUCCGUUUACCAUAAUUACUUUUCCUUUUCUAUUUGCUAUUAUGUUUGGAGACUUUGGGCAUGGAACUAUCAUGUUUCUGUUUGCUACUUGGAUGGUCAUUAAUGAAAGAUAUUACUCUGCAAAAAAGUCUAAUAAUGAAAUCUGGAACAUUUUUUUUGGUGGACGUUACAUAAUUUUGUUAAUGGGACUGUUCUCUAUAUACACUGGAUUUAUUUACAAUGAUAUCUUUAGCAAGUCUGUUAAUAUAUUUGGUUCCAGUUGGAUGGUGGUUAAUGAUGUUGAUUAUAUUAUGAAUAAUACACAUUUGGAAUUGGACCCUAAAGAUGCUUGCCGAGAUUCACCUUACUCUGUUGGCAUGGAUCCAGUAUGGCAAUUAGCAGAAAAUAAAAUUCGUUUCCUGAAUGCAUACAAAAUGAAAAUUUCAAUUAUUUUUGGUGUAAUUCACAUGUUAUUUGGGGUUGUUCUUAGCAUUUGGAAUUAUACUUACUAUAAGAAAACAUCAAGUAUAUUCACAAUGUUUUUACCUCAAGUUAUAUUUUUGAUGGCUCUUUUCUUUUACUUGGUUGUACUCAUUUUCAUUAAGUGGGUACUUUAUGGGCCAACUAAUCCUGUGGAAACUGGACCCUUCUGUGCUCCCUCCAUACUUAUUACAUUUAUAAAUAUGGUUAUGUUCAAGAACACUCCAGUCAAUGAGCCCUGCAGCCCAUGGAUGUAUCGAGGGCAACAGUACUUACAAUAUUUACUUGUGUUUAUGGCUGGAAUUUGCAUUCCUUGGAUGCUGCUGACCAAGCCUUAUUUAUUGAUGAAGGAAAAGAAAAAAAUGUUAAGUAACCAACACAACAAUGGGGAAACAGAAACAGGUAUACAAUCGCAAAAAGGAAAGUCAAAUAUGCAUGCUGAGGAAGAUGCAGACACAACAGAAAUGUGGAUACAUCAAGGUAUUCACACUAUAGAGUAUGUGCUUGGAUCAAUCAGCCAUACUGCCUCAUAUUUACGCUUGUGGGCUCUGUCUCUCGCACACGGUCAGCUUGCAGAAGUGCUAUGGAAUAUGGUAUUACGUCGUGGACUAGAAUCUGAUGGAUUUAUUGGUGGUUUUAUCUUGUGGAUUGUAUUUGCCUUCUGGGCAAUCCUUACUGUUGGAAUACUUGUACUGAUGGAAGGGCUAUCUGCCUUCCUCCAUACAUUGCGUUUGCAUUGGGUUGAGUUUCAAAGUAAGUUUUAUACAGGAACCGGCUACAGUUUUAUGCCAUUUUCAUUUGAAGCAAUAUUGGACCACAAUUAAACCAGAAAAGCAAUGUUCUUAUGUUCUGUGGUUACAAUUAAGUUCUAUAAAGUGCAUAGUUUUAGAAAUAAAUGUAUUUUUAUUUCUUAAUCAAAGGAAAUAAUACUGUAUUUCAAGUUUAUUGUACCCAUUAAAUAUUUACUACUAUAA
Homalodisca vitripennis (glassy-winged sharpshooter) is the source of this 2979-nucleotide messenger RNA. RefSeq names its product V-type proton ATPase 116 kDa subunit a1-like. The record is from RefSeq and is a predicted model, not a curated record. Gene Ontology annotation, cellular component: plasma membrane; vacuolar proton-transporting V-type ATPase complex; vacuolar proton-transporting V-type ATPase, V0 domain. Lineage: Eukaryota; Metazoa; Arthropoda; Insecta; Hemiptera; Cicadellidae. Gene Ontology annotation, biological process: proton transmembrane transport; vacuolar acidification. Gene Ontology annotation, molecular function: ATPase binding; proton-transporting ATPase activity, rotational mechanism.